GGGGGUGUUGAGAAAUCUGAGAGCGCCAUGAAUACCUACGACGGGAGGACCUUCAGGACCUUCUUUCUUACGUCAGUUUUCGACAAGGAUGGGAAAAAUUGGGUCAAGGAAGACAAGAAGGCCGGCCUUGACUUGCGGCUCUUUCAAGGCUACGGCGUCAAGGCUUUCUCCAUGAAAGCGUUUGACGUGUGCAGGGACGGCACCGAGCUUCGCAUGCUGACUGCGGAACAGUUCCUCAGUAGAACGAACGGCUACCGCGUCACUGGCUGCCUUCCUGUCGUUGAAAGUUCCUUGGAGCUCACCAAACCCUUGGUGAAAUUCAGCAGCCCGGCGGACCAACUGCCAGGCGUUGUUAAGGAGUACAGGGAAGCCUUCUUGAGGCUGCCUCUGGACCAGCAAGCUGACUGCGCUUUCGUGCCCUUUGUCACGAGCUCGAGGAAAUCGCGACAGACGCCAUCCGCGUCGGUUGGGAAGAGGAAACAGUUGGCUGCUUGUUCAGCUCCGCCUUUGCCAGCCGCGUCGCCCUCGCCCUUGCCCACGGUCAGGGGAGGUCACGAUAUCGCUCAAUGUUCCAGCGAGGCUACGGAGUACGAUGACAGAAAUCUGUACGGACGCAAUGCUGCGCGUGACAGUGCCCAGGAAGGUGCGACCGCCCUCACUGAGCGAAACGAGGAGGAAGAAGAUGGGGGAAGCUGCGGUCCACGUGAAGACGACGGUGAUGAUGAGUAUAUGGACGUUGGGGAUGAGAACAUGCAGGACCAAAACAUGCUUGCCGAUGACGACGUCGGUGUCACGUCGGAGCAUGGCCCUGGCGACAUCCCCACCGGUUCUGUGGGAGCGGUUGUUGGUCGGCCCAUGUCGUCCCCUGCGAUAUGGCAUUCGCAAGGCGGGAGUCAGGGUGGGUAUGACUCGCAGGAGCACGGAGGAUCAAAGUCGAGGAAAAGGACAAGAGAAACUUCUCCUUCUGCUUUCGCUCACAAGAGACAAGCGAGGACUGACGCUAUUAAUGAGGCUCGUGGAGCUCUGGUGGCAUCCCAGGAGGCGAGACCUCCUCGGAAGAGCAGCCAGGAGGGAAGAUCUGGCGGUCGUGGCGGCGGCCGUGGUGGCGCAAGGAAAGGUAAGCAGAUAGUGAGGGCUGAAGAACUGCGGGACUCAGGGGAUGAGGGUGAGGGAGUGGGCCCUCGCAUUGCCGACGAUGAUGAUGAACCGCUUCAGCACGAUGCGCCCAUCGACACAACGCGGUGUUUCUUCCUCGAGUACGACGAGCGGGGUUUUGCUAAGCAAAAAGUCCUUCCUGUUCUUGUGGACGUCAUGAAAAUCAAAUGCAUUCCCCGCGGGAAUAUUCUUUUCAACCACCGCUCUUUGUCUGCGAACAUUGUGCGAGGCAUCGUGAAUGCCAUCGAGAGUUCCAUCACCACGGAACCGGGGGCGUGGGAUAGGCCUGAGCUCGUGCUUGCGCCGGUUGACCGCAACGACAUCGUUGGCGGGAAGGCAUACGGUCGAGGCCAUGACAGCGAAAAUCGGGCCAUGAUGUUGUCCUUCGAGGAUGCUGUCCGUGAUAUGAGGCAAUGGUGGAUCGAUAACCAUCGAAUCGAGGCCCGGAGAGGCAAGGUCAGCGAUAAGGAUGCGGUCGCCGUUGCGCACCAAAAAAAGUGGCAGAAUUUCUUAAGGGCCUCCAUGGGGAAGGCAUGCGACAAGGCGUUCGUGAAGCAGGCGCUCGAGAAUGAGUACAGUAAGGAUUGGAGCAAUAAACUCCGUGGCUACAUGAACCUCUCCACAUCCACCGAGGCUGUGUGGCCACUGGUUGAGAAGUUCUUCGAGAUGUUCAACGAGGGGAAACUGCUAGUUGGCGAUGGUAAAAUACCGCUUGACGUGUCGGGUAGGAUGGAGGGGCGCCAGCCAGACCCAUACACCAACGAGACGAAGGGGCAAGGAACAUUAUAUCGUUGCAUAUACGCGAGAGAUGGUCCCAAAGGUUCCACCGUGUCGUGGAAGGAUCUCUGUCCUUCCUACUUCAAAAAUUUUGGGGAUUUGACGUGCCGCGAGAGGGAAGUUGCACUGCUCCUCCUCAUGAAAGGGAAGGUGGUCGCGACGAACGUCAAGGUCAUGCCUCCGAGAGUGAAUACGGAGUGCCUCCUCGACAUCAUGCACAAGGAACGGUACAUGGUCCGUAUGUUCAACUACGUUGUUUUUCGCGCCGAGGGAAGGGCGGACGAUGAGUGGAAUGAUGUCUUCUUCAUGUCAUACAAGGACCUCGAAGACAGUGAUGUUCUGCGUUGCUUAUUCCAGUGGGAGGACAUCGAACUUAUCCUCGGGACAUGGAAACGGGUGGACAGGCCAUCGAAUGACAUCACGAAGUAUGGCAAUAUCGCUAUGGCGAGUCGAGACAUGAUGGCCAUUGUCCUGCACGCGGAGGGAGGGGAUCUCAGAAAGGUCACGGUCGCACUCCGCAUUGUCAAUGACCUCACAAACGUGCAUGUUGUGGAGGACAAGUUCGGGAAGUGUCUGGGGAAACACGGUGGCAUAGAGGGCGAUGAAAGUGUGGUGUAUUCCAUCUGGGAGCGAGAUCCUGGCAAGUUGCGUUCGUUGUGUGGGUCAUUCGUCGGGGAGGCGGAAGGUGUGCUUUUAUUGGGUAGGGCGCACGCGGGUCUUGUGUGGGAAUUAUUACUAGCAGGGAAUAAUGUCAUUGCCUGUGACGAGUCGGCAAAGGACAUUGCAUACUUGACAAAGUUCAUCGAUAUACUUGUCAAGGACGACAAAUUCAACUGCCACAUCGAGAAACCGCGUUGCAAACAUCACCCGAACAGGGACAUGUUCCACAAGUUGGGGCCUAAGAGACUGCAGGUGUGGGAGUACUUGUUCCGCGAUAUGCCACAAGGACGGCUUGACGGAAAAUAUAUAUACAGGAAAACAAAGGCAACAAAGACCCUCAAACAUUAUCACAGUGCUCUCACUGGCGCCUUCGAGACUUUUGUUGCUCGAUGCGAGAUCCUCAAGUUCGAUUUUCGCAAAGACAAAUUGACGUCCAAGGACUACGCAGAGCUCGCGAAAUCGGGCGAUGGCUUUAACCCCGUCGACAGCGAGGAAAAUUCUUCGGACUCCGACCUCGAACUGGGCGAGGACACAUGUGCUGAGGUUCCGCGCGGUGGAAUGGUGCAAGCUCACGAAGACGGAACUGUCCAUUCGCACGGAGGGUCCAUCCCGGUGGCCGCCCCAAGCGUUGCCUCAAUGGUGGCCCCAUCCGAGAGUGCUGCAUUGCAAGACAUUGGAAGAUGCGGUGGCAAUGAAGAAGACGACAUUGAGAUACCAGGCGAGGCGUCGACGCUCGCACCAGGCGAUGCAAUUCCUUCAGGCUACUGUGCUGACCCGGACACGAUAUAUUUCUUGGAGGGCAAACACACCCACACAGGCAAGGAUCAGUGGGGCCAUGACAUCAUAUAGCAAGAGGGCGUUUUACACUCGUGCAUCCAAGAUGGGGAGUGGAAGAUGGCGGUGAAAUACACAAGCGGUUGGAAGACUUUUCGCCGGAUGUCAAAGGACAUCUGGUUGAAAACGACGGAACUCGCGAUCCUGCAUUGCGUGCGCGUCGAGAAUCCAGAGCACAGCGAGGCCACCAUCAAAGCCAAGGUCGAAGAAUUGUUUCAUGUCUUGCGCGACAAUCGGCAAGUAGAGUACAGCAACAAAUUUUAUGCCCUGCG
Chara braunii is the source of this 3698-nucleotide messenger RNA. The record is from the annotation of a GenBank genome assembly. Lineage: Eukaryota; Viridiplantae; Streptophyta; Charophyceae; Charales; Characeae.